UUGCCUUUCUCUGGUUUGACGUCAAUUAAUGACCGGACUUUGUACCUGAAAGACAGUUAAAACUAAAGGUAGCCGGGGAGGGAAAUCAUUUCCUCCUUGGAUUACCAAGCAAGAACAGCAAAAAUGAAAGCCGUCACUCAUCUUACUCUUCUUGCUCUCCUUUUUGUACACACAGCCACUGCCCAAGGCCACUCAGCUGAUACUUCAGGAAACACAGAAACUGCAACUAAUCCUACAGUAGCUACAACUGAUGCCACUGAAACUAAUUCCCCUGAAACUGCUGGCACCACGACUACACCUUCUUCCCCAACAGCUACCCCCAUAAUUCAUACACAUAGUUCCUCCACAAUUCCUACACCUACUACUACAGACAAUGAGUCAACCGCAAAUGCAAAUUCAUUAACUACAUCUGACAUAAUCACCACUUCAUCUACAAAUGAUGGAUCAAUCACAACGGCUCCUUCUGAAACACAAAGUGACAAUAAAAUGUCCCCCACCACAAAAGACAACCAAUUAUCAGAGUCCCCCACUGGCAUCACUUCACUGGAGACCAGCACCCUAAACACCACAGGUCCCAGCAAUCCUUGCCAAGAUGAUCCUUGUGAAGAUAAUUCAUUAUGUGUUGACCUGCAUAAUACACGUUUUUGCCUGUGUUUAGAAGGGUAUUACUACAACUCUUCUACGUGUAAGAAAGGAAAGGUAUUCCCUGGGAUGAUUUUAGUGAACGUAUCAGAAACAUUUGAUCCAGAAAAGAAACAUUCUGUGGCCUAUCAAGAUUUGCAUAGUAAAAUUACUGACUUCUUUAAAGGUGUAUUUGGCACAUAUGUUUAUGGACAGACUGUAAUUCUUAAUGUAAGCACAUCUCCGCCGUCAAGAUCUGAAAUGCGUGCUGCUGACAAGAUUGUUAAUGUAACAAUAGUAACAAUUUUGACAGAAACCACAAGUGACAAUGAGAAGACUGUGAGUGAUAAAAUUAAUCAAGCAGUUGAAAACAGCUCAAGCGGCAUUCUAAGCUAUAAUUUGACCUCUAGGUGUGAUUAUUAUGGCUGUAAGCAGGCUGUGGAUGAAUGCAUCAAUGGUUUGGCAUGCGAUUGCAAACCUGGCCUGCAAAGGACUAACCCACAGAGCCCUUUCUGUGUUGCUUCCAGUCUCAAGUGUCCUGAUGCCUGCAACGCAGAGCACAAGGAAUGCUUAAUAAAGAAGAAUGGCGGGGCCCCUGAGUGUAUGUGCGUGCCCGGCUACGAGGAAGAUGGUAAUGGGAACUGCCAAAAGUGUGCAUUUGGCUACAGCGGACUCAACUGUGAGGACAAAUUUCAGCUGAUCCUCACUAUUGUGGGCACCAUCGCUGGUAUUGUCAUUCUCAGCAUGAUAAUUGCAUUGAUCAUCACAGCAAGAUCAAAUAACAAAAAGAAGGAUAUUGAAGAAGAGAACUUGAUUGACGAAGACUUUCAAAAUCUAAAACUGCAGUCGACAGGCUUCACCAAUGUUGGAGCAGAAGGGAGCAUCUUUCCUAAGGUCAGGAUAGCGGCCUCCAGAGACAGCCAGAUGCAAAAUCCCUAUGUAAGCCAGAGCAACGUGCCCCGCCCUGACUAUUAG
This is a messenger RNA of Chlorocebus sabaeus (green monkey), 1596 nucleotides long. It is a transcript of the gene MUC13, whose product is annotated as mucin 13, cell surface associated. The record is from RefSeq and is a predicted model, not a curated record. NCBI's taxonomy places the organism in Eukaryota, Metazoa, Chordata, Mammalia, Primates, Cercopithecidae.